AGAACCAGUCAGAACUCCGACCUUACCGGAACGCAUAUAGCCUCAAAUUUUGUCGAUUACUUAUUUCGUGAGAUUUCAGAAACUUUGAAGAUGGGAAGUGAAGCUGAAAUUGCUAGGAAACCAAGAUUUUUAUGUCUCCAUGGAUUUAGAACAAGUGGAAAGAUUUUCAAGAUACAGACACAGAAAUGGCCUCAACAAGUGCUGGAAAAGCUCGAUCUUGUUUUCGCAGAUGCGCCUUUUCCCUCACAAGGAAAAUCUGAUGUUGAAGGCAUCUUUGAUCCUCCUUAUUACGAGUGGUUCCAAUUCAACAAAGAAUUUAGCGAGUACACCAACUUCGACGAGUGCCUUGCUUACAUCGAGGAUUUCAUGAUCAAACAUGGACCGUUCGAUGGUCUUAUGGGAUUCUCACAGGGGGCGAUACUGUCGGCAGGGCUAAUCGGAUUGCAGGCGAAGGGCGUUGCUCUUACGAAAGUUCCAAAAAUAAAGUUUCUUAUUAUUAUUGGCGGGGCCAAGUUUAAGUCGCAAUCAGUGGCUGAGAUCGCAUAUGCUUCUCCGAUUCAAUGUCCUAACCUCCAUUUUUUAGGAGAGCAAGACUUUUUGAAGCCUUACGGAUUGGAACUCGUGGAAUCAUGUGUGGACCCUGUUAUAAUUAAUCAUCCCAAGGGUCACACAAUACCAAGACUUGAUGAAAAAGGUUUGGAGACCAUGGUAAACUUCAUCGAGAGGAUUCAAAAGAUGUUGCUCGAGAAAGAAGAAAAAUAGCUAUUCUUAGAUUACUAGCACAAGAAAAUAAUAUGAUUUAAUUCCUAAGGAUGGAAUGGAACCAUCUGAGUUACUGUGUCUAAUGUCUUAUUACGAGGUUUCGUAAUUGAUGAUCUAUAAUGUUUUGUAUUCCAUUCAUCCAACAAGCUAAAAAAUUUAACUUUA
Mangifera indica (mango) is the source of this 927-nucleotide messenger RNA. RefSeq names its product esterase AGAP003155. The transcript is spliced from 6 exons. The coding region runs from base 91 to 762 and encodes 223 amino acids. The record is from RefSeq and is a predicted model, not a curated record. NCBI's taxonomy places the organism in Eukaryota, Viridiplantae, Streptophyta, Magnoliopsida, Sapindales, Anacardiaceae.